This is a messenger RNA of Planococcus citri (citrus mealybug), 837 nucleotides long. It is a transcript of the gene Arl2, whose product is annotated as ADP ribosylation factor-like 2. NCBI's taxonomy places the organism in Eukaryota, Metazoa, Arthropoda, Insecta, Hemiptera, Pseudococcidae. Gene Ontology annotation, biological process: protein folding. Gene Ontology annotation, cellular component: cytoplasm; microtubule cytoskeleton. The record is from RefSeq and is a predicted model, not a curated record. Bases 179 to 733 code for a protein of 184 amino acids. The transcript has 6 exons. Gene Ontology annotation, molecular function: GTPase activity; GTP binding.
GUUUUUUUUUUCUUAUCAGUUAUCAUCAGUUUCGUUUCAAAUCAAAUUUUGAACUUUGAAGUUGUAGAAGUCGCUCCAAGUCCACUCUCUCACGGUUUUCUUGGAUUUUCAUUCGAGAAAAGCUCCGUACUUCGAAUAAUUUUACCUAACACUUGAGAGACUUCGAAACAAGUGAAACAUGGGUUUACUAACUGUCCUUAAAAAAAUGAAGAAAAAAGAAAAGGAGAUGAGAUUACUUCUGCUAGGACUGGAUAAUGCUGGAAAAACUACAAUAUUGAAGCGUUUUAACGGAGAAGACAUCCAUUCAAUAUCUCCCACUCUUGGUUUCAACAUUAAAACGCUAGAUCAUGAUAAUUUUAAGCUGAAUAUUUGGGAUGUUGGCGGUCAAAAAUCAUUAAGAUCAUACUGGAAAAAUUAUUUCGAAUGCACCGAUGGUGUUAUAUGGGUUGUUGAUAGCGCUGAUAAGAGGCGAUUAGAAGAUUGCGCAGAAGAAUUACAUUCCUUGUUACAAGAAGAGCAACUCGCGGGAGCCACUUUAUUGGUGUUCGCUAAUAAACAAGAUUUACCUGGAGCUCUAUCUCCAGAAGAAAUUAAACAAGUAUUAGAUUUAGACAAUAUUAAAACGCAUCACUGGCGUAUUAUUAAAUGCAGUGCCAUCACGGGUGAAAAUUUAUUGACAGGAAUCGAUUGGCUUAUUAAAGAUAUCGGAGCACGAAUUUUUACCAUGGAUUAAUUAAGGUUUAAUUUAUUAACACUUACCGUUUGUAAAAUUUGCAGUAUUUUUUCAUGUUUUUUAUAUUGUAAUUUUUUUGAUAAUAAAUUUAAUGUUGAACUAAU